Molecule: messenger RNA, 834 nt
Organism: Zymoseptoria tritici IPO323
Lineage: Eukaryota; Fungi; Ascomycota; Dothideomycetes; Mycosphaerellales; Mycosphaerellaceae
Exons: 5
Coding region: 1-834 (277 amino acids)
Molecular function (GO): catalytic activity
Source: RefSeq, a predicted model, not a curated record
AUGAGCCCACCUACCGAUCGAGAGCAAAUUCUUUCGGGUUUCCGGCAGCAAAUAAAAGCCGGAAAGCCUCUUGUUGGUGCUGGCGCUGGCAUCGGACUUUCCGCGAAGCAUGUCGAGGCUGGUGGCGGUGAUUUGGUGAUCAUCUACAAUUCCGGCCGGUUCAGAAUGAACGGCCAUGGCUCUCUCGCUGGUCUCAUGCCUUAUGGAUCUGCCAAUGACACCGUGGUCGAAAUGGCAAAGGACGUCCUUCCGGUGGUCAAAAACACGCCAGUGAUCGCCGGCGUCUGCGGUACGGACCCGUACAAAGACAUGCCUCGCUUCCUCGCGCAGCUCCGUGAUAUGGGAUUCGCUGGAGUUCAGAACUUUCCUACGGUGGGCUUGAUCGACGGUCAGUUCAGGGCCAGUCUCGAAGAGACGAACAUGGGGUUUCAAUUAGAGGUCGACAUGAUUCGUUCGGCUCACGAGCUGGGCAUGUUGACAACGCCGUAUGUUUUCGACGCGGAAGAGUCCACAAGCAUGGCGGAGAAUGGAGCCGAUGUCGUGGUUGCGCACAUGGGGUUGACGACGUCUGGAUCCAUCGGUGCGAAGUCAGGCAAGACUCUUGACGAAUGCGUUAUCGAGAUCCAGAAGAUCAGAGACGCAGCCAUCAAGGUCAAUCCGGAAGUCAUCGUCCUGUGCCAUGGUGGUCCCAUUGCAGCGCCGAAGGACGCCAAGUAUAUUCUGGAAAGAGUCAAAGGAAUCCAUGGCUUCUUUGGAGCAUCGUCAAUGGAGAGGAUCCCAGUGGAAGAUGCCAUCACGAACAUCACCAAGGAGUUCAAAAAAAUUCUGGACUGA